AUGUGGAUGCUGGUGGUCUUGGUGUGUUUUCUGGUUUGGGCUGGCGUUACCUAUUGGUACCUGUUUGGCAAACGAAGCCCAUUUUCAUUAGAGUCUGUUAGACCUCCAGGACCGUUGGAGCUAGACCCGAAGGAAAGGAACACGGUUCUAAUGCAAGGCUUCACCAGGGCAAAGGUGCCAGAGAAUCUCGAUGCUAUAGUAAUCGGCAGUGGAAUUGGUGGCCUGACGGCUGCAGCUACGCUGGCCAAACUGGGCAAGAGAGUGCUCGUACUGGAGCAACAUGACAAAGCUGGAGGCUGCUGUCACUCUUUCACUGAGAAAGGGUUUGAGUUUGACGCAGGGCUUCAUUACGUCGGUCAGUUGCAUGAGAACAGUCUGUUUAAGGUCAUCCUUGAUCAAAUUACUGAAGGCCAAGUGGAGUUUGUAAAACUGGACGAUCAUUUUGACACCAUUGUGAUUGGUAGUGGAGAGCAACAAAGGAAAUACACCGUCUGGAGUGGCAAACAUGAGAUGGAAGAACACCUAAAGAAGCAGUUUCCCAAUGACCAAGAAGCUUUAGAGAAGUUUUUCAAGCUCAUGAAGAUCUCAGCUAGACAAACACAAUACCUGGCUACACUGAAGCUGAUUCCCCAGUGGGUGGCGUUGUUCCUGUUAAAAAGUGGCAUUGCUGAUCUCUGCUCCUCUAUCUUUCGGCUUGUAGGCACUAGCGCUAAAACAGUCGCCGACAGUCUGACCUCCAACAAGGAUCUCCAAAUGAUAUUCUCCUAUAUUUUUUAUGGCGUUCCUCCCAGAGACUCCAGCAUCGUGAUCAAUGCGUUACUGCUGCACCAUUACAAGCGUGGCGCGUACUACCCAAAAGGGGGUGCCAGCGAAAUCCCAUUCCACAUCAUCAAAGUCAUUAAAAAGUUUGGUGGAAACGUGCUCGUCCGUGCACCCGUGAAUCACAUCCUGGUUGACGACAAUGGAGCUGCAUAUGGUGUGACUGUAAGGAAAGGUCAAGAAGAUGUGGAAGUGAGAGCUCCUGUUAUCAUCUCUAACUGUGGAGUCUUCAACACUUUUCAGAAGCUUUUACCACCGGAAAUAAGUGCCAAACCAGAGGUUCAGAAUCGGCUGACUUCCAUGACACCCGGACAAGGAUCCUUAUUAGUGUUCUCGGGUUUCGAUGCCACACAGGAAGAACUGGGCAUCAGUUCGACUAACCUUUGGCUUUUUAAGUCUAAUGAUAUGGAUGGAAUGAUGGAUGAGUUUUUUAGUAUGGGAAAAGAUGACGCGCCAGAAAACAUACCCAUGAUGGUGAUCACAUUUCCCUCUGCCAAAGACCCCACUUCACAGAUCCGUCACCCAGGUAAAUCUUGCAUGACCAUUCUAGCAAUGGUCAGUUAUAAAUGGUUCGAAGAGUGGAAGGACACUACCGUCAGAAAAAGAGGUGAUGACUAUUUAGAGUACAAGAGGAGAUUCGCCAACCACCUUUUCAACUGGGCCUGUACUCACUACCCCAAACUGAGAGACAAGUUGGUGUAUCAAGAAGUUGCCACACCCUUGUCUAACAUCCACUAUCUUGGUGCUCACCUGGGAGCCAUGUACUCGGCUGAGCAUAACCUGGACCGCUUUCAGACGAAGUUGCUGGCCACAAAUCGUUGUGACACUCCUGUCAAAAAUCUUUUCAUUUCAGGUCAGGACGUGUUCAGCUGUGGUAUUGUAGGGGCGUUACAUGGAGGUCUCCUCUGUGCCUCUACAGUACUUAACCACAUUGUUUAUAUAGAUCUCCUCCUGCUUAAGAAGAAGCUGAAGAGAAGAAAAGUGAGAGAACUCUCAAAAAAGCGGCAGUGAGAAUGAACCAAUGAUUAUAGCAGCCGGUAAUUAUGUGAUCAUGGAAAUAACAGCCGUCUGGAAUCCAAAUCGCUGUCUAAGUAGCGCAUCCGAAUAACCUGACUUAUAAGUCGAUGCCUUAUUGGAAUCCUCUCUACUGAGAAAGCUGCCUAUGUAAGCAGUAGACAGCAGGGAAGCUUGCUAGGUUUUCGAACACACACAUUGUCUAAAACAAACAAACAAACAAAUAAAUGGUUGGUUGCUUGUUUGAAUAAUUAAUAUUAUUGCAAAUGCAGGCUAUUCUAACAUCAAGUUUAUAUUUUUUAUCUUGUACAUUUAUAAAGUACCUUGAGCCUUUUUCGUACUUAAUAUUUUUUAAUGUACCUUGAGCUGCUGUAAUGCUUGACUUUCCCUUUGAGAUUAAUAAUGCCAUCCAUCCAUCCUCUAUCUAUCCAUCCAUCCAUCGUAAGCCAUCCAUCCAUUGUCAUCCAUCCAUCCAUCCAUCCAUCCUCUAUCUAUCCAUCCAUCCAUCGUAAGCCAUCCAUCCAUCCAUCCAUUGUAAUCCAUCCAUCCUCUAUCUAUCCAUCCAUCAUAAUUCAUCAAUCCAUCGUAAUCCAUCCAUCUAUCCAUCCAUCCAUCGUAAUCCAUCCAUCCAUCCAUCGUAAUCCAUCCAUCCAUCCAUUGUAAUCCAUCCAUUGUAAUCCAUCCAUCCAUCGUAAUCCAUCCAUCCAUCAUAAUCCAUCCAUCCAUCAUAAUCCAUCCAUCCAUCUAUCCAUCCAUCCAUCGUAAUUCAUCCAUUGCAAUCCAUCCAUCCAUCGUAAUUCAUCCAUCCAUCAUAAUCCAUCCAUCCAUUGUAAUGUAUCCAUCCAUCGUAAUGUAUCCAUCCAUCGUAAUGUAUCCAUCCAUCGUAAUGUAUCCAUCCAUCAUAAUCCAUCCAUCGUCAUCCAUCCAUCCAUCGUAAUCCAUCCAUCCAUCCAUUGUAAUCCAUUGUCAUUCAUCCAUCCAUCGUCAUCCAUCCAUCCAUCGUAAUCCAUCCAUCAUAAUCCAUCCAUCCACCAUAAUCCAUACAUCCAUCAUUAUCCAUCAUCAUCCAUCCAUUGUAAUCCAUCCAUCUAUCCAUCGUCAUUCAUCCAUUGUAAUCCAUCCAUCCAUUGUAAUCCAUCCAUCCAUCGUAAUCCAUCCAUCCAUCAUUAUCCAUCGUCAUCCAUCCAUCAUUAUCCAUCGUCAUCCAUCCAUCGUAAUCCAUCCAUCCAUUGUUAUCUAUCUAUCUAUCUAUCUAUCUAUCUAUCUAUCUAUCUAUCUAUCUAUCUAUCUAUCUAUCGUAAUCCAUCCAUUGUCAUCCAUCCACCGUAAUCCAUUAUACAAUUGAACAAACGAUGGAACAAACAUAACUGAACAAAAAAGUGGUUUGUCUUUGUUUGGGGAAAAAACUAUUUAGUAACAGGAUUGAACACUGGGUAACAGGAAUGUUUCUGUAUGUGAAUACAUAUACAGUAUGUGUAAUCUGUAAUGAUGCCAGGAUACAGGUCAUCACCAUACUUCAGCACACACCAUUUGCGAACAAUUUCAGGACUUUGCUAUUGAACUUCUUUGGCUGUGGGAGAUAUGAAUGGUCCAUGUACAACCCCAAAUCAGAAGAAGUUGGGACAGUAUGGAAAAUGCAAAUAAAAUAAAAAUGCAGUGUUCCUUACAA
This is a messenger RNA of Trichomycterus rosablanca, 3502 nucleotides long. Its product is annotated as inactive all-trans-retinol 13,14-reductase. Gene Ontology annotation, molecular function: oxidoreductase activity. The transcript has 11 exons. NCBI's taxonomy places the organism in Eukaryota, Metazoa, Chordata, Actinopteri, Siluriformes, Trichomycteridae. The record is from RefSeq and is a predicted model, not a curated record. The coding region runs from base 1 to 1830 and encodes 609 amino acids.